CUCGAUUCCCCACACAUCUGGCUGCUUUGGGUCAGAGCCAGUGGAACAGAUUCCUGAACCUCGAGGACAGCAAGCGUGAGAGAGGGAAGGAAAAGAGUGAGUGAGACAACAGACGAGUAUGGCGCUGAAAAUGAAACAGAGGAGGGAACAGAGAAAACAUCAGGGUAGAAAUUAAGAGAAGGGCUAGUUAUGAGACAGUGAAAAAGAAAAGAGAGAGCUUAAGAGAGAGAGAAAGAGCGAGAGAUGGCACUGUUCCCAUGCUCCAGACUGCCCUCAGGUGUUCACUGUGUAAACCGGAGACGACUGCUUGUGCUGUGUGUGUGCGUUCUCUCCGGACUGAUCUACUAUUUGAAGGGGAAGAGGUUGGCUGCAGUUUCCACACUUAUGCUGUCAGAAGUGGAGAGAAGAGAACCAGCUUUGGAAGGUGAUGAGCUUCCUGUGAAGACCCCAUGGGGUGCUCCUCUGGUGUGGGGGGACAGCGAGUCCUCAGCCUGGCGCAGGGAUGAGUUUACCCAUCACGAUGUCCGCAUUGGUUUGGCCAUUCUGGCCGUGGGGAACUAUAACCACUUCCUUCACCACCUCAUUUCUUCUGCUGAGCUUCACUUCCUUCUCAACCUCUACGUCACUUACUACGUCUUGACUGACCGUCCGAGAGAACUGGACCCUCCUCCGAAACUAGGGCCCAACAGGCAGCUGAAGGUCAUCCCUGUGGCUGAAAUGCCGGGCUGGGACAGGCUAGGUCUGCGGCGCAUGGCGCUGCUGGCAUCAAUCAUCGGUGAGCGGAUCCAUUUGGAAGUGGACUUUGUGUACUCCAUUGAUGCUGACCAGGAGUUCACAAACACAGUGGGUUCAGAAAUCUUGGGCAAGUUGACUGCCACCCUACAUCCAGAAUUUUAUGGAAAGCCUCAACAUUAUUAUCCCUACGAGAAGGACCCAGACUCAAUGGCUUAUGUCGCUGAGGGCGAAGGUGACUAUUACUACACUUCCGAGUUCUAUGGUGGCCUGUGCUCAGAGGUUUUAGCCAUGACCCGGGCCUGCUCUUUACUCAUUUUACAGGACCAAGAGAGGGACAUUAAAGCCCAGGAGCUGGAGGAGAGCUACCUGAACCGCUACCUGGUUAACCGCAGGCCUACCUGCGUUCUCUCCCCAGAAUACAGCUGGUGGGAGUCACCCCAAGUCCCUGAAGUACCCACAAAAAGGAUUCAUUCCAUAAACAGAAAGUGAUUAGUGAAAGGCAAUGUAAAGAGGGAUACUGAUGCUAGCUGAAGAGAAAAGGAGAUGGUGGUGGAGUAGAAAUAAAUGAAGUAUCCUUUCUCUACCCAAAAAUGGUUGACAAACUUUACAGAACAGCAGCAAUAAAUAAAUAAAAGAUCUUGUUACAAUUUAAAUAAUAUCCAUAUAAAUCCUGUAAAAAUAAAAAUAAUGUAUGACCACGACUUAGUAAGGCGUAGGAAUGAGAUUCUAAUGCCUUCUCUCAACUUAGUGAUCUCGUUCCCAUUAACUAAGUCAAGGCCACAACUUCAUCAUCUUAUUCCCAUGCCUUACUAAGUUGUGGCCAUGCAUUUUUUAAAUUUAUACAUGUCCGUAGAAAGACCUAUCAGAGUUAGUGUUCAAAAAAAAACAUGCUAAUAUAUCGCUGCUGUCGUAACAAAACCUUGUACCUUCAUUUUUGACGAUUUUCAGUUUUUGACAUAAUAUGAAUAUACAUGUUGGCUUUUAUACUGCGUGUAAAUUUCAUGAAGUAUGGACCAAAAUAAACAGGCAAAAAUGACUUGGAAAAAACUCCACUGCUUCCAUUGACUUACAUUGAACGUAAUGGAGGUUUUUCCUUCUCCUGUAAAGUUACCAUUUUGGAGAUACAAGGUUUUGUUCCGACAGCAACGAUAUGGUGUUUGUGUGCUACUGCAGGUUGUCCAAUCUUCCCAUAGUGGCUAUAAAAGAACGUAAUUUUGGGUGGAGCAUGGACAGAUCACUGUAGCAUAAAUGUAUGAAAGAUUAUUUUCCUGUGUAUUUUGUGGAAGUACAGACGUUUUUAAAUUUUAUGCACUGUUUCAUUCACCAGUAUCUCGCCAUAGUGGCUAUAAAAGAACAUAUUUUUGGGUGGAGCAUGUACAGAUCAUUGUAGCAUCAAUAUAUGAAAGAUUAUUUUCACCGCAAAGACUUACAAUAACACUAAAAUACACAUUUUCUUACAACUUUUAAUAAUUAACAUUUAAUUCAGUUCCUUUCCAUUAUAACGUUAUUGGAAUGAAACCCUAUCAUGAACCUAAGUGUAUCGUUCCUUUUAAAAAGGAAAGAAAUGUCCUGGCUUUCUCUCUCUUGUCAAACAAAGGACUAGCUGAACCGUCUGUGGCUGCUAAAGAGAUAUGGCUCAAACAUUUGUGUUUUCGAGUGAUAAGGGCUCGACGUAGUUGGUACCCACUUUGACUGGCUUUGCUGGUCAAACAUUAACCAGGCCUGUUGUUCCAAGGCUUUUAAAUCCUAGGAAAGGGCAGUGGAAGGACACACUGGUAGCUGCUCCUCACGUGUCCCCUUAACUAAGUGUGCCCAGCUCAUCUUGACUCAAGUGCGAGCCAAGCUGACAUACAGCUCGGUGGGAGUCAUUGCACAGUCUGUAAACAGCAUUCACAGUGUAUUGUGUAUGCAGUGAAUUAAAGUGGCAGAUUCAUCUGUCUUGCAUCCAACAGAUUUUAUGCAUCGCUGGAAUCCACCAGCAGGGCUGUAAAACAUUGAUAUUGUUUGUUUUGCCACCAUGUGUCACUGGGGCUAUCUGAAUCUAUUUUUAUACAUUUUUCCUACUUCUCCUCCAUUUCCCCUAUCACUUUUUCAUACCAGGUGGCUCCGUCCCACCUUCUUUACUACUGGCAGCCAACCAAAUGACAUGUCACUGUCAAACACCACACUAAGGUUUGGGCCUCACGUUUCUACCAGCUUUAGAUAGAGGAAAUAUUUUAACUUCACUCCAGUAGCAGGUACACAAGGCUAAAUUUUAAUUUUUAUUACAAUAUGAAUGUGUGGUCUGUUGUAGAAUUUAUUGAUCCUUGCAGGAUCAAUGAAGUACAUAAACCAACAUUGGUGCAAAAUGUUCUAGAGAAACUUAGAGUCAGAAUUGUUCACACAUGAUGAUGUGAACCAGACAUCUAAAGCAUUUAAUGCCUUUAGAAGUUCCCUCAAUAAAAGCAAUUAGAUGAAAUGGUUACGAAUAUGUCAUGUGAUGUCACAGUUUUGUGAUCAUUUUUAGUGUAAAAUGUAAAUUCCAUUUUUUGUGUAAAGAUAAACGCAGGUGUGUAAAUUCACUGGUUAUUUUGCAUAACAAAUACAAUGACUGGGUUUGCAUAGACAUCAUGACCCCUGGCUCCUAUCACCUAAAAGAAGUCAAAAAGUUUCCCUACUUUGCAUCAUUUCAUAUUAAGCCACUCUGAAUUAGUUUAUUUCAAUGAGUGAAUUAAGCACUCAUUUUGAAAAAAAGGUCAUGCCUAAAAAACUUUAUAGGAGACUUGGUGUUUACACAUUGAAUUGUCUGCUGAGUCUACUGAGCUAUUGUAGCUCAUUUCAAACAAUAGGCGCUAAAUGAGUUGGUAGGAUCCAAUCCAUUCUGUAUUGUAUCCCCCAGCAGGCAGGCUUUGUUAUAGGCAGGGCAGCCGCACAGGGUUUAGCUGCUGCACUCCUCUGCCCUAACAAUUCACCACAAUGAGCACUUGUGCCAACAAAGAGGAGGAGCUGAAGAGAGGAAAUGUAAUCAGACGUAAUGGCUCAAACAUGUAUGAAUCAUCUCAGGCUUCAGCCAUUGUUCUCCUGACAGAUGUUUAGGGAGGAUCUGUCAUUAACAUGAAAGGAGAGACAAGAACUAAUCAAAGUGACUUUACAGUUUUCCACAAAAAUGUAAAGGGUAGAUAUUAAACCUUCAAUCCAAAUAUUUCUGGCCAGGUCCAGGUACAACAGAGGCCUAUACAAAGACACCAAAAGCUAAUAUCUUGAUUUAGUCUUCAGGAUGUUUGUAGUAACUGGAUUUAAGUCAAAACUGAACGCUUUUCUUUAUUAGCAUGUACACACCAUUCACUUUUCUUUACCAUGUUCACUAGGCCAGUAUCAGUCAUUGCAAUGUAAACAGCACAUCACAACAGAACCAUCUGUGAACACAGCAAACUUGUGUUUAUAACAUAAAGUGGGGAGUGAUUUAGCACCCUGUAAUGUUAGUGGUAUGCUGGGGCUUUGGCGCUGCUUUGUUUGUUAAUCUAGCAUUCAUCUUGCUGAAACACAUGUAGAAGGGCCUAAUCCUAUUAUUCUUUCUCAGUUAUGUCUCAGGCUGUACAUGUGCAUACAUAUGUUUUUGUAUGCCUCCUCAUAUGUGCAUACACAGUAACAUUAAACACCAAGUUUUAAGUUAAA
Messenger RNA from Pygocentrus nattereri (red-bellied piranha), 4389 nucleotides. Its product is annotated as globoside alpha-1,3-N-acetylgalactosaminyltransferase 1-like. The record is from RefSeq and is a predicted model, not a curated record. Gene Ontology annotation, cellular component: vesicle; Golgi apparatus; membrane. Gene Ontology annotation, molecular function: hexosyltransferase activity. Lineage: Eukaryota; Metazoa; Chordata; Actinopteri; Characiformes; Serrasalmidae. The transcript is spliced from 3 exons. Bases 244 to 1224 code for a protein of 326 amino acids. Gene Ontology annotation, biological process: carbohydrate metabolic process.